AAUGCCUGAGAAAUGAUUACUCAAAUUGAAAAUGGAAGAUCACUUUGCUCUCCUCACUAGCUGCUCAAUUCUCCCAAAGGUGAGCUCCAAAACCUUUAAAAAUGGCAAUCAUCAGCAGCUCCCUGUUCAGCUCCAUUGAACGUCCGCCUCUCAAACGCCAAUUCCCAUUCUUCCCGUUCCCAUCUCACGCACACAAACUCAAGCCUCACUGUGGUGUGUACUUUCCCUUUAAUCUCAAAAAACCGGUAAAUUUGUUUAAUUGUAGACCGCAUCGAUGGCAUCCAAUAAAAUCCUGUGUUUCGAAUCAAGAAAUCGACAUGGUGAGAACCAAAGAGGGAGUAUACGCAGCAAAGGCGAAGAAAGUGGUGGUUUUAUGGGAUUUGGAUAACAAGCCGCCGCGUGGGCCGCCGUACGAGGCAGCCCUGGCGCUCAAAUUGAUGGCCCAGAAAUUCGGGGAUGUGAUUGAUAUGUCGGCUUACGCAAAUCGCCACGCUUUCAUACACGUCCCCCAGUGGGUUGUGGAAGAACGCCGCGAAAGACGCCAUCUUGAUUUUCUCGAGCGCAAGGGGCAAUCGACGGCUUCUGAGCCGUACGUUUGCUCCGUGUGCGGGAGGAAAUGUAAGACCAAUAUGGAUUUGAAGAAGCAUUUCCGACAGUUGCACGAGAGGGAGAGGCAGAAGAAGUUGAACAGAAUGAGGAGCCUCAAGGGCAAGAAGCGGCAGCGGUUUAAGGAGAGAUUUAUAGAUGGGAAUGAGAAGUACAAUGAGGCAGCACGCAGUUUGUUGACCCCGAAAAUCGGGUAUGGGUUGGCGCAGGAGCUGAGGCGGGCUGGGGUGUACGUUAAGACGGUGCAGGAUAAGCCCCAGGCUGCGGAUUGGGCGCUGAAGCGGCAAAUGCUGCAUUCUAUGAGCAGGGGUGUUGAUUGGAUUGUGUUAGUCUCGGAUGAUUCUGAUUUUUCUGAGAUGUUAAGGAAGGCGAGGGAGGCUAAUUUGGGGACGGUGGUAGUCGGAGAUCGGGAUAGAGCAUUGGGGAGGCAUGCCGAUGUUUGGGUGCCAUGGAUUAGGGUGCAGAAUGGAGAGAUUAAAGAGAGUGAUUUGGAGUUGACAAGUAAAGAAUGGAGGGAGUUGGAUGAGAGAAGAAGUGGGAGGUUUUCAGUUAGUGAGUUUGAUGGGGAAUUGGCAUAUACAGAGCAGAGUUUGGAUGAACUUGUGGGAAAUAUAGAGUUUAAUGGCUUGAGAAUUUCUUCAUUUUCGGAAGGGGAGGAAGAAUAUGAAAAGGAGGCUGAUUGGAUAAGAGCACGGUUAGAUCAAAGGAAUAAUGAUGAUGUUCCUCUUAGGGGGGAUAGCAGUGAGGAUGAGGAGGGCGAUUAUUUCUUGGAUAGCGAAGAUGAGGAAUUGCAAGAAGAAAAUGAUGUAUACUUUUGAUACAGUUAGAGGUUUGCAGACCUGGUGUGAACAAUUGUAUUGGAUAGUACGGGGUUGUGUGCUUGGUUUUGGAAAGUAUGCUUGUCCAAGUAGAGGCAAACAGCAUGAAGAUUGUUACUGGCAUUAAAAUGUUCAUUCUCUGUAUCAUGGAUUCUUGGUUUCUGUUGGAAAUUAUUUAAGAUGUUCAAACAAACUUUCUGAAUAUUGUUUGAAUGUGAAGGCUGGAAAUGUUUUCUGAGAAUUGAUGGUUCAGAAUCCUGAUGCUCAACCUCAUUCCCCCAUUUUUGCGGAACUUGCCUAUUGGGAAUGACUGCAACUUGUGAUGAAUAUUUUCUUGGGAGUCAGCUCUCACCAUGCCUAAACCAUGGGCCGGGACUAGCCCCCUGAUACAGGAAGCAGAUGAAGUGUUGUAUGGGGGUGAAGAAGAUCCGUACUAUUUCCUUUGGUUCUCUCCUAGGUUCAAGUCCUUGGACUGACAUGGCCUUGUCCAGGAAUUGCACUUGAUAAGUGCAAAUAUAAGUCCUGAUAUCAUGUUUGUAAAUAUUGGGAAAGCUUCCUCUCAAGUCCAAUGAUCAGAAUCUGGAAAACUGGGUCUCACUUUGGCAAUCUCUUCCGAAUGAGAACAACAGCGUCACGUUCUGAUGGUGGUACUGCAUCUAGAUUGAUUUCCAUUUUGGUGAUAGUUUGAAAUAAUUCACUAAGUGGUGAAGACACCCAACAGCAGAGAUGGUAAUAGCAUCCUAUUAGAGAUUGUUUCUCUAACCAUACUAAGCUUUAUAAAUAGGAAAUUUAUGGGUACAGAAUGCAUCUAGUCUAGUGAGAUUUUUUAUAAAUAUUCUAAUGGCUUUGCACAGGAACCUUGAAAGGGAACAAUAUGCUAGGAGAGUAGUUUUACACUUGGUGAGCAUCUGGUCAUGAAACAUCUUCACAUACUGUAGUGUUAUUGCCUUACUGGAGACCUGUGAUGAGUCCAUAAUGGUUUUUCACGGGGUCAAUCUUCAAUUACUUAAUCUGCCCUUCAAUCCUUUAUAGGUUUGACAUUUAGUUGAUUUUCUAUUAUAUACCAAUGAUGAAUGCGAACAAUUACCGGUACCAGUAAUCCGAACAUAAUUGGUUCAGUAUCAUCCCUUUUUUGAAUUGCUGGAUGGACACAAUUACAAUUACACCACUUACAGUUGCAUGCCGUUGGGAGGUAUUUCAGUGAAAGGAGCUACAACAUGCACAAUUUGAUGCCCCCAAAUUUCCAUCAGAGAUUAAUGUAGCACCUAGUUCCACAUCAGUUGGAACUAUAGUGUCUCCAGCUUAUAAGGCUUUGCUUAGCUCCUACAAAGAUUUAAGUAUUUUGGCGCUGUUGUCUAGUGCUAGAAAAUGUUGAAAAGGCCAGAGGCAGAUCUUAUCUUGUUGCAGUGCUUGCUAACGCAUCCAUGUCUACACAGUGAACAGCGGUAAAAAGUGAAGGAAAUCAGCAAUUAUUUUCUUUGCUCAUGUUCAAGGUGAUAGUACAUUCAUUUUCUGUUUCUCCUACAGUAUAAUCACCUCAUUUCCUUGUGCAAGCCCCCUUAAAUAUUUAUCACUAAACUCAACCACACUGUUAACAAAGUUUUCUCCUAUAUUUGAAGAAACAUUUUGGAAAUUCCAUGUCAAACUUUAUAACUGUAUUGAUACUUAUUGGGACAUGAAAUAUUGGAAAGUCCAAAUGAAAACUCUUAUCAUUUCGGAAGACCUUAAUUCAGAUCAAGUUUUCCCUAUCAACUGAUGUGA
Sesamum indicum (sesame) is the source of this 3185-nucleotide messenger RNA. Its product is annotated as C2H2-like zinc finger protein. NCBI's taxonomy places the organism in Eukaryota, Viridiplantae, Streptophyta, Magnoliopsida, Lamiales, Pedaliaceae. The record is from RefSeq and is a predicted model, not a curated record. Gene Ontology annotation, molecular function: RNA nuclease activity.